UUGAAGAAAGAAAAACAAUCUGGUCACUUCCCCACCGCCCCCUCGCAUCCGUUCCCAUUCUCCCAUGGUCGCCCCCUGCUCUUCCUCCCCUCAAUGUCGAAUCCGGCCGCGGAAGUGGCCGCGUCGGAUGCGGGCGCGGAGGCGUGGGACUCGCACAUCCCUGCUCUUCCCUGCUCCUUCAUCGAAUCCGGUCGCCGAAGUGACCGAGGCGGUGCUCGAGCUCGGCAUGCUCGCCGGGGAUGCCGGGGUCCUCCCUCCUCCUGAUGCUGUCGCCGUCGCUGCCGCCGCCAUGAGCCUCUCCACCCUCUCCCGCGCUCGUCCCAGUCCAGGUCGACAAAGGAGUAUGCAUUUGUGGAGCAGUUCGUCCGUGCAGUACAGUCUGGGCGGAGGAGUCUUCUAGCCUUUUAAAAUUCAGAUCAGAGAAGACCAUGCAUCUAUGUCGGCGAGGCGGAGCUGUAUAAGCCUUUUGAAAUUCAUAUCAGAGAAAAGCAUGCACCUAUGUCGGCGAGGAGGAGCUCCUCGUCGCUGCCGUGGGAGGGCGCCCGUGCCCCGUGCGGUCGCACCUGUGUUGGGGAACAACGCGUCGUCGUGGCCGUCGUGGACUGACUCGGCGAGCUCGUCGUCGCGACCGUCGUUGGGUGCCUCGGCGGCUGCGCAGGGCAGCGAAGGGGAUUGAUUCCUGCUAAUUUAGCUCCGUGUAAUUUGGGCUGGACGUGUGUUGUUACCUUGUGUUGUAAUUAUUUUUUUGAGAAAAAGGACGUGGGUUGUUCGUGCGGGUGUGGGUUGUUCGUGCGGGUGUGGGUUGCUUGUGCGGGCGUGGACGGCAGAGUUUUCGUCCGCCUCCUGCUGAAGUUUUCUUGUUUAAUAGUAGUGUAGAUACAUAAAACAUUGCCUUAAUUUCUAAAAGGGCAAGUUAACAUCACAUAGUAAAAUUUAUA
Molecule: messenger RNA, 938 nt
Organism: Triticum dicoccoides
Lineage: Eukaryota; Viridiplantae; Streptophyta; Magnoliopsida; Poales; Poaceae
Exons: 2
Coding region: 65-400 (111 amino acids)
Source: RefSeq, a predicted model, not a curated record